Molecule: messenger RNA, 2753 nt
Organism: Megalobrama amblycephala (Wuchang bream)
Lineage: Eukaryota; Metazoa; Chordata; Actinopteri; Cypriniformes; Xenocyprididae
Product: tripartite motif-containing protein 16-like
Exons: 6
Coding region: 45-1709 (554 amino acids)
Molecular function (GO): zinc ion binding; protein binding
Source: RefSeq, a predicted model, not a curated record
CUGAAGUGCAGUUGAGCUGUUGUGUGUUAGUGUCUCUGUGUAAAAUGGCAGAAGGCAGAAUUUCUCAGGAUGAGUUCAAGUGUUCAGUGUGUCUGGACCUCCUGAAGGAUCCAGUGACCAUUCCCUGUGGACACAGUUACUGUAAGAGCUGUAUAACAGGCUGCUGGGAUCAGGAGGAUCAGAUGAGAGUCUACAAAUGCCCUCAGUGCAGACAGACCUUCAGUCCAAGACCUGCUUUAGCUAAAAACACCAUGCUGGCUGAAGUGGUGGAGAAACUGAAGAAGAGAAAACCUCCUGCUGACUGUUACGCUGGAGUUGGAGAUGUGCAGUGUGACGUCUGUACUGGAAGAAAACACAAAGCCAUCAAGUCCUGUCUGGUGUGUCUGGAGUCUUACUGUCAGAAUCACCAUGAAGAACAUGAAAGUUACUUUAAAAGAAAGAGGCACAAUCUGACUGAAGCCACUGGACGACUGCAGGAGAUGAUCUGCCAAACACAUGAUAAACUCCUUGAGAUUUUCUGCCGCACUGACCAGAAGUUUAUAUGUGUGCUGUGUACGAUGGAUGAACAUAAAAACCAUGACACUGUAUCAGCUGCAGCACAGAGGACAGAGAAACAGAACCAGCUGAAGGAGACGCAGAAGUCGUUCCAGCAGAGGAUCCAGCAGAGAGAGAAAGAUCUUCAGCAGCUGAGAGAGGCUGUAGAGUCUCAUAAGAGCUCUGCACAGACAGCAGUGGAGGACACUGAGAGGAUCUUCACUGAGCUCAUCCGCUCCAUUGAGAGAAGCCGCUCUGAGGCCACACAGCGGAUCAGAGAUCAGGAAAAGACUGCAGUGAGUCGAGCUGAAGGACGACUGGAGCAACUGGUGCAGGAGAUCAAUGAUCUGAGGAGGAGAGAUGCUGAGCUGGAGCAGCUUUCUCACACACAGGAUCACAUCCAUUUCCUGCAGAGUUUCCAGUCUCUCUCAGCUCCUCCUGAAUCUACAGACAUAAAUGACGAUCCCUUCAGUUCUCUCUCCUUUUUUGUUGGCGUGAGAGAAUCUGUCCGUCAGCUGAGAGACAAACUGGAUGAUUUCUGCAAAGAGGAGCUCAAGAAAAUCUCUGACAGAGUCACGUUCACCAACAUUGUUCCCAGGACCAGGAACGACUUCCUACAAUAUUCUCAUCAGCUCACUCUGGAUCUGAAAACAGUGAAUAAAUGCCUCCGUCUGUCUGAGAGGAACAGAGUGAUUACUGGUACUGACACAGUCCAGACGUAUCCUGAUCAUCCAGACAGAUUUGGUUAUUAUAAACAAGUGUUGUGUAGAGAGAGUGUGAGUGAUCGACGCUGUUACUGGGAGAUUGAGUGGAGUGGAUGUGAAGUGUCUAUAUCAGUGUCAUAUAAGAGCAUCAACAGGAAGGGACGGGGUAAUGAGUGCGAGUUUGGACGUAAUGAUCAGUCCUGGGGUUUGUACUGCACUUCUGACAGUUACUCAUUCAUACACAAUAACACAGAGACUGAUCUCACCGUAGUGUUCAUCAGCAGUAGAGUAGGAGUGUAUGUGGAUCACUGUAGAAUAGGAGUGUAUGUGGAUCACAGUGCAGGAACUCUGUCCUUCUACAGCGUCUCUGGAGACACAAUGAGCCUCAUCCACACAGUCCAGACCACAUUCACUCAACCGCUCUAUCCUGGGUUUAGGCUUUGUAAAGGAUCAUCAGUGAAACUGUGUUGAUGAAUCAGAAUAAGAUUAUAGAGAGAUUCUACUCAUAAUACUUUGAGCUUAUAAUAAAUCAGUGACUGUCACACACUGGCUUGACUAGAUGAUCCAAGAUAAGAUGAUCUUGAUGCAGAAAGACGAUGAACACUUAUAUUUAAUAAACACCAGCAGGAAACUUUAACACAAGACAAAGAACAUAAAAUGACUGAGGGUUUAAAUACACUAGAUAACAAGGGACUAAAUGAAGGACAGAUGAUGGUAAUAAGUUGUCAUGGUUAUAAACAAGGGGUGCUAUGGAAUUGAACAAGAUAGCAAUGGAAACAGGAACCAGAAACUAAACCACAGGCACAACAUGAAGACAGAGACAUACAGGUAAUCCUGACAGUAACAGUGAGAUGUUAUACAGUCUCUUCAUUACAUUAAUACUACAGCUGAAAUUCUGUCACUGAAAUAACCUGUUCAGGUUCUUCCAGUCGAGCCCUAGAGCCGUAUUGGUUGAGUAAAGGAUGAGAUCCCACUAAACUCUAUAAUAAAAGUCAGAGAAGGUUUAAGGAUGAGUGAGAAAAACAAGGUGAAGAGCAAAAGAAACCUAGAAAAAACAGGCAAGGAAUCUACAAGAACAGAAUGUCAAAGUCGAGUGAAUUAAGAGAAAAGAAUGAAUCAAUCGCACAGUUUGAAGAUCAGUUCCUGUAAAUGAAGGAUCUGAGGAUCUCAAACCUGUGUUAUUUCAACCAUACAUCUGUGUUGUGCUUUAUUUUCUUUGUUUUUAUAUUAAGUAUAAUCAUUUAUCAUCAUCAGUCAUGUAUGUUUUUAAUUUUAUCAUUUCAUCAUUUAUGCAUUUUAUUAUUAUUAUUAUUAUUAUUAUUCAUUUAUUUUUGUAUAUUUUAUUUUACUUAUUUCCUUGUUACUGUAGUUUAAUAUUCUGAUUGUGGGUUUCACAGAAUGUGGCAUGUUUGUCUUCAUGAAUAAGAGCUCAGAGGAAUAUCACAGUUUCAGGGUUUUAUGGGAUGUUGAUGUGAAGCAGUCUGCAAUAAACACACUUGUUGUAUUUGUGCUGGU